Asparagus officinalis (garden asparagus) is the source of this 1050-nucleotide messenger RNA. Its product is annotated as TATA box-binding protein-associated factor RNA polymerase I subunit B-like. Gene Ontology annotation, molecular function: RNA polymerase I core promoter sequence-specific DNA binding. The transcript has 3 exons. NCBI's taxonomy places the organism in Eukaryota, Viridiplantae, Streptophyta, Magnoliopsida, Asparagales, Asparagaceae. Gene Ontology annotation, cellular component: RNA polymerase transcription factor SL1 complex; RNA polymerase I core factor complex. The record is from RefSeq and is a predicted model, not a curated record. Gene Ontology annotation, biological process: RNA polymerase I preinitiation complex assembly; nucleolar large rRNA transcription by RNA polymerase I.
AUGUUGGAAGAAGAUCAUCCUUAUAGGGAUGAUGUUGUUCACUUUGAUGGUACUACAGGGCAUAGAAAGGCUCUAGCCUCCUUAUCCGGAAAGGACAUACUUGCUCAGUGGAAUGUCUACGGAAAUACAAAUACCGUUCGUCACAAUCUGGAUGUGAUGCACAUUGAGAAGGGAGUAUUUGAGCACAUACUUAACUUGCUUCUUUGUAAAGAUGGAAAAUCAAAAGACAACCUCCAAGCUCGGAGAGAUUUACAGCACUUGAACAUUAGAAAAGAAUUGCAUCCUGUACCUAAAGUUGGAAAACCCAAAAAGUUUAAGCGCAUUCGAUCGAAGUAUAGAUCAGAACCCCACAAUGCAUAUGGUCAGAGAGCCAUAUUUAUAUGGCUCCGUUCUUUGCGAAGAACAGUGCCUUUGUAUUCUACGUUGGCUAUUUAUUUUUUAGUUUGCCACAUUGCAAGAGAGCCAAUCCUACCGACGAACAUCUUGAAAUGGGCGUCAGAGGGAAAACUCCCUUUUCUUGUUGCCUUCACUGAAAUGGAUCGACGCCUUGAAAAGCCUUCAAGUCCUUUCCCCUUGAGUUCAAGGGCUUUGUUCAGACCUAUUCUAGUUAUUGGAGCAGAACAACUCGAAGCAACAGCUGCUUCUAUAGCUCAAGCUGUUGGUUUACGCCUUCCUUCUGUGAAGUUCUAUGCAAUUGCUCAUCGGUAUCUUAAGGAGCUUUCCCUUCCGGUAGAGAAGAUUCUUCCUCAUGCAUGUCGUAUUUAUUAGUGGUCACUCCCUGCGGACUUGUGGUUGUCGAGGAAGGUCUCAGGAUUUCCAACUCGUGCUUGUGUAAUGUUAAUUUUAAUUGUGGCCAUGAGAUUGUUAUACAAUAUACAAGGCCAUGGUAUGUGGGAGAUGAGUCACUCUAAAGUUAGAAAUUCUCCUCCAAAUGCUCAGAAACUUGAAAAGAAAUUGUUACAUGUUCAAGCUUCAGUCCACAGUUGUCAGGAGUUAUUUAGCAUUCUUGAAGCCACAUAUGAUAAGAUCAACACAACUCGUGAUAACUAG